Molecule: messenger RNA, 1332 nt
Organism: Podospora pseudocomata
Lineage: Eukaryota; Fungi; Ascomycota; Sordariomycetes; Sordariales; Podosporaceae
Exons: 2
Coding region: 277-1131 (284 amino acids)
Molecular function (GO): oxygen binding; heme binding
Source: RefSeq, a predicted model, not a curated record
CUUGAGCCCAUGCGUCAUGGUCACACCACGCAACACCAAACUCGUGACUAGUUGACUCGAUGGAAUGCUUGAAAAGCUCAGUAUCUCCUCUUGCUCUUUGAUAUCUUGACCUCAGCAUCAUUUGGUCUUCUGAGCCUCAUCCUCCCACUCUGCAACCACCCCUGUUCGACCCCAGAUUUCGGUUGUCUCCACUACACCGACUAUCCCUAAACGGCAACCCUCCAACCUCUAUCAUUCUCUCCUUCCACUCCACAAGACAUCCGCAACCAUAUCACGAUGUCAACAUCACGAAAUCGUCCGAUGCAGCACAUUGACCGCAAGAGUCUCUACACCAGUCUGGAGGCUCGUGUCAAGUACUUGCAUUCUUUUCUUGACUUCGGUGUCAGUGACAUCGAAGCAUUGAAGAGCGGCAGCAAAUAUAUCCAGGCCCUCAUCCCAGCGGUUGUCAACAUUGUGUACAAGAAACUUUUGCAGUAUGACAUCACCGCCCGGGCUUUUACGACAAGGUCCACAGCCUUCGAAGGUCCCAUGGACGACACGCCAGACGAGGACAGCCCCCAGAUUCUUCAUCGCAAAAUGUUUCUCAGAGCAUAUCUUAAGAAGUUGUGUUCAGAUCCUGCGCAGAUGGAGUUCUGGGAGUACCUCGACAAGGUUGGCAUGAUGCACACAGGCAUUGGCCGAACGCACCCAUUACACAUUGAGUACAUUCACAUCGGCGCCGGACUCGCUGUUAUCCAAGAUGUUCUCACCGAGGCUAUCCUCUCCCAUCCUCGUCUACACAUCCAACGCAAGAUCGCCAUCGUCAAAGCCCUUGGCAAGGUCAUCUGGAUUCAGAACGACCUUUUCACCAAGUGGUAUGUCCAUGAUGGGGAGGAGUUCACUGACGGCAUGGACUUUGGCGAAAUCGAAAAGGAAGGCUGGCUGCACGGAAAGAAGGUUCUUAACGAACAAGAUGCUAUUUCUGAGGGCAGCGAUGACACAGCAACAGCCUGCCCCGCCAGCGGACAAAAAGGCAAAGAUGGUCCGACAGCUGGUGUGUGUCCAUUCACAGGGAUAUCGUCAGACAUGAAGAAUUUGAAAGUGCAAGAUGACAAGCCCAAAGUGGAGGUGACGGCGACUGGACAGCAAUAAGCCUGGGCGGCAUUGACGACCACUGGUUUCACGAGAAAUGAUUGGCAAGGAGUUCAAAGGUCUGAGGGGUUUUUCUAUGUACAUACUUUUUCUGGCAGUGUUUGGCUUGUUGCGUUUCAGAACCAAACGAUAGACCGAGGUGGUCGUUUCUUGCAUGGUCAUUAAAUAUCACCAUUCUUCACUCUGUCUAUCACAUGUGCU